Habropoda laboriosa is the source of this 501-nucleotide messenger RNA. It is a transcript of the gene mRpS24, whose product is annotated as 28S ribosomal protein S24, mitochondrial. Gene Ontology annotation, biological process: translation. The transcript has 3 exons. Gene Ontology annotation, cellular component: mitochondrion. Bases 10 to 501 code for a protein of 163 amino acids. The record is from RefSeq and is a predicted model, not a curated record. NCBI's taxonomy places the organism in Eukaryota, Metazoa, Arthropoda, Insecta, Hymenoptera, Apidae.
UGGAAAAUAAUGAUGAUGUCACAUAUACGUUCUAUAUUAAUUAAUCACGAUGUUGUUGCCAAAAGGUAUUUACAUGUUAGCACAGUACUUAAUAAAACACAAGCUGCACGUUAUAGACCAAAACCAAGGAUUUUACAACCAUUAACAUAUGAAAUGGCAAAUCCUCCACAUCACAUUGCGGUUAGAAAAUCCUGGAAUUCUUGGAAUACUUCAAACAUAAAAGAUGGUAACAGAUCAUCAGAGACUGCUGUAGAGGAUGUGUUUAUACGAAAUUUUAUAAAGGGAACUUGGCAUGCAUUAUUUGGCAGUGAGAUAAUUAUUAAGCGUCAACAUAAUUUGAUUAGAAUAGCUGGUAUUGUAUUGCGUAAGGUACCACCAGUAAAAGUCUAUUUUUUAAUUGGAUAUACUGAAUACAUAUUAAGCUGUUGGUUGCACUGUCCAGUGAAAAUGGAAAUUGUAACAGCAAAUCAGAAAAAUGACAUUAUAUACAAAGUAAUAUAA